Molecule: messenger RNA, 820 nt
Organism: Polyodon spathula (Mississippi paddlefish)
Lineage: Eukaryota; Metazoa; Chordata; Actinopteri; Acipenseriformes; Polyodontidae
Exons: 2
Coding region: 98-820 (240 amino acids)
Source: RefSeq, a predicted model, not a curated record
UUGUUUGGUGUCAGUGUGUAACAACCGCUCGGUUACAGAAAUGGGAGAAUAAUUUAUAGAACUCCAUAGACUGGGAUGGCGUAAAAGCCGGAACAAGAUGGAACUGCCCGGCAAGGUUAGCCUGAGUGGGAGGAGCCUGAAUGUCCACAGCCGAAGAAGGGAGAGUCGCUGUGUCCACAGCCUAAGAGGUGGGAGUCUGUCAAUCUACAGCCUAAGAGGGGGAAGGCCGAACAUCCACAGCCCAGAUACCCACCAGCAGAGGGAGAAUGCCUGCUGGUUCCAGCUCCACCGCCAUAGGAGGACUGCUUGUCACUCCCAUCUCCACCAGCAGAGGGAGAAUACCUGCUGUUUCCACCUCCAACCCCGUGGGGGACUACUUACCCCUCCCACCUCCACCAGCAGAUGGAAAAUACCUGCUGGUUCCACCUCCGCCACCGUGGGAAGACUGCGUGCCUCUCCCACCUCUACGAGCAGAGAGAGAAUACCUGCUGGUGGCACCUCCACCGUCUUGGGAGGACUACUUGCCGCUCCCACCUCCACCAGCAGCAGAGAGAGCAUGCUUGCUAGUUCCCCCACUGCCACCAGAAGGGGAGGAGCCCCUGCCGCCUUUGCAUCAGAAGGGGAGGAGCCCCUGCCGCCUUUGUCAGGAGCAGAGCAGCAGGAGCUGCAUCUGUCUUCACCACCACAACCCAAGGGGGAGGAGCAGGAGCUGCCUCUCCCUUCACGACAGGACAGACCAGGACAAGAGGCUACCGGGUCUCAGCAGCCCCUGCAUAGGUUGCUAAGGGGAGCACAGGGAAAACCCCAGCACCACGGCUAG